UAAUUUUUAAAAUAAUGAAUUUAGUAAAAUUACUUUGCCAUUGAUUUAUUAAUUAAUCGGGAUUUUUUGGAGCCUGUAAUUGAGAAAUUAACCAUCUGAUGGAAACCCUUUAGACUCAUGCGGCUUACUAGAAAUAACAGUAAAAUCUCACUUAAAUCAUACCUUCUUAAUUUGGCUGGUUAUUUAAAAAAAAGUGGACAUCAAAUAAUUUUAUCAAACAAAAAACUCUCUCAUUGAAAGACGGGAUGGCCAUAGCUGGAAGAUAUUUGAUCAAGGCCUACAUGUGGAUAAAAAACUUCUACUACCACUACUAGCAGUUUUAAGAGUUUGUCUUCACCCCCUAAUGCUGUGCAUAGCUUUAUGAAUAUUAAUCAAAAACACAUCUUCUGUGUAAUAUUUCAAAGAAUCUUCUGACAUCUCAAUGUAAAACAAAUCAGUGAAGAGGCAGUCACCAGGAAAUUUGUUCAUGAAGAAAGCAGCAGUAUUACCUCGUUAUGCGGAGCAGUUGAGGCGUGUCUGUUACAUGGUCUAAAGAAACGGUCCCUCGGACUUUUCAAGCAUGGAACCACUACAGCACUUCUUCAGAAACUAUCCAAACAUUACGAACCCGCUUGGCAGGUUCUUAAGAUCGUUCAGGAGAUCGAAGCCAACAAUGAUCCGACAAGUUUUUCGAAAGCAUUUGCCCAGUGGAGCACCAAAACAUGGCCGGCACAGAACUCCUCCGUUCCUCCGUCGCAUUCCAAAAUCUAAAAUCUCUGGAUAGUGGGAAAACCCAACCAAAGAAAAGCCUUCCUUCCUACAAUCCCAAGUAUUUAUGGCUUAGGAUUUCUAUAUUUGAAAAACAUUUAGCCAAAAUACUUGAUUUUCUUGUGCAAAACAGCAGUAAAUAUUAUGAACCGGAUUCUCUCAUCGCUGAUCCUGUGGAUGGACCUAUUCUAGCUUCACUUCUUGUGGGGCCUUGUGCCUUGGAUUACACCAAGAUGAAAACAACUGACCAUUAUUGGACUGACCCUCCCGCUGAUGAACUUGUUCAGAGACACCGCAUCCACAGUGGAGCUACUCACCACCUUGCUGGGCCUGGAUCUCCCAAAAGACCAGGAUUACAACAAGUCCGUCGACACACAAGUUCCAGUAGUGAGGAAAGCAUGAAAGGCCUCCACGUGUCAGCCAAGGAGUAUGUGGAAUCGUUGCACCAGAACUCCAAAAAUACUCUCCUCUAUGGGAAGAACAAUGUCCUCGUCCAACCUAAAGAGGACAUCGAAGCCCUCCCUGGCUAUCUGUCCCUGCACCAAUCUGCUGAAGGGCUCACAAUCAAAUGGACCCCUAAUCAACUGAUGAAUGGUUGUUACGAAGACAAAGAAGAUGAUUUCGACAGAAGGUGCUACCUGUGUGCGUUCCUGCGUGAAUCCAGGGAUGGCUACCGACGCUUCUACCAAUCGCUGGAAGAGAGGCAGAAAAAAAUUUUAUAUUGGGAUUAUGCUUUGACUAUAUACGUCGAUGAAAUUGUUUACAUCCACUGUCACCAGCAACCCGAUUAUGGUGGAACAAUCGUGCUUGUCGGCCAAGAUGGAGUCCAGCGGCCUCCUAUCCACUUCCCCAAAGGCGGUCACCUGUUAGCCUUCUUGUCCUGUCUGGAAAACGGACUCCUACCCCACGGACAACUCGACCCCCCUCUCUGGUCACAGCGAGGGAAAGGGAAAGUAUUUCCAAAGCUCCGUCGUAAAUGCAACAAAAUGUCCAGCAAGGAAGGGAGUACCAGCAGCUCCAGUACAGACGAGGAAGAAGCGACCGACUACGUGUUCCGAAUCGUGGCCACUUUUAAACCUGAGAACAUUCCCCCCGAAAUGUUGGACCCAAAGCUGAAUGUGAAGAUGGACAACUUCCCCUGGCCAUUCCAAACGGUUGACCCAGUACCACCGACACAGUCAACUAUGCAGUCGUAUGCCCGGUCCCAGGAGGAACAGAACAACACCUGUCUUUCACGAGUUGCAUCUAAUCACAGCAGAGCCACAAUCAAACAACUGUGUGACACAAUGAAGAAACAGAUCAUCUCCAGAGCUUUUUAUGGAUGGCUCGCUCAUUGCCGCCACUUGAAGACUGUACGCACCCAUCUGUCCGGUUUAGUCCAUCACAAUAUCAUCUCACCUGUACAACCAAACAAUGCCACCUUGGGGCUCACACCUGAGAAAUGGGCCAGUAUUUGUAUUGAUGGAAAGAUACCAAAUCCUGAUGAAAUGUAUCGCUUGGUUUACUAUGGUGGAGUCUCUCAUGACAUCAGAAAACAGGUUUGGCCAUACUUACUUGGCCAUUAUGGUUUCGACAGUACGGAAAAGGAAAGGGAAGCUGCUGACAUCGUCGUCCACACCGCAUACGAACAGACGAUGUCCGAGUGGCUGGCUGUUGAGGCGAUCGUCAGGCAGAGAGACAAAGAGAUUAUGGCUGCUAACUUAGCUAAGUUAUCAUCGGAGAGUAACGGACACAUACCGUUGGUACGUAAGGAUUCAAAUCUCAGCAAUGACGUCUUCAUAUCCACGAGCUUUGACUCAGAAGACUCGUCCCAUCCGGAAACGCUUCCUGAAGAAAGUUCCACCGCCGGAACGACUCCCACUGCUGAGCCGAAGUGGAGCAGCAACAACAGUCGGGAGAUCUACAAUUAUUCCGCUGCGGCCCCGAAAUCCGAUCAAGACACCCAGACGGAUGUCCAUAGUGUUGGAGGCCGUCCCGCGAGCCAGAGCAGCAUUGUUCCGGACAGCAGCCCAGACGACGGCCUCGGGGACUCCAUCGCACGGCCCGGCUCCCUGGCCGACCGCUCCAAGCUGGAUUCUGCCGGAGAUUCGGAAGGCACCGAUAUUUCGAAGCUAACUCAUGAAGGAAGUAUAGAGCGAGGCAUCAUUGUUACGAAAUCAUCCCUGGACAGCGCCGGUGUCGACGACGAUUUUAGCGGGGGAGAACUGAGCGAGCCCUCUCGAGGGAACCAGCCUCAAGACUUGAUUGAUGUCCAAGAGGAUGAUGAACAAGCAGAGAAAAAAGGGGACAGUUUCGUGAAUCCCUCGGGAUCUGAAACAGCUCAACGUUUGUCAGCAUCAAAAGAAAGUCUGAUCUCCCCGGCAUCACCUGCCUCCAACGGUGGUAUCUAUUCUGGUGUCAAGCACAUGACGCUGAGAAUGAAACCUGAACUCCUCGAUAAUGUUGCUCUUAACCUUCACCGCAUCGAUAAGGACGUGCAGAGGUGUGACCGAAAUUACUGGUAUUUCACCCCCGCAAACCUCGACAAGUUAAGGAACAUUAUGUGCACGUAUGUUUGGGAGCAUCUUGAAAUCGGUUAUGUUCAAGGGAUGUGUGAUCUUGUGGCACCGUUGUUGGUUAUAUUUGAUGAUGAGGCAUUAACCUACAGCUGUUUUUGCGAAUUAAUGAAGAGAAUGGCCUGUAAUUUCCCACAUGGUGGCGCUAUGGACAAUCAUUUUGCUAAUAUGCGUUCCCUCAUUCAGAUCUUGGAUUGCGAGCUGUUUGAACACAUGCAUCAGAACGGUGACUACACCCACUUCUAUUUCUGCUACAGAUGGUUCCUGCUGGACUUUAAACGAGAGUUGGUCUAUGAAGAUGUGUUCUCCGUGUGGGAAACAAUUUGGGCAGCUAAGCACAUCAGUUCAGCUCAUUUUGUCCUGUUCAUUGCUUUGGCCUUGGUCGAAUACUAUCGAGACAUCAUUCUCGACAACAACAUGGACUUUACAGAUAUUAUCAAAUUCUUCAAUGAAAUGGCUGAACGCCACAACGCUCGACAGGUUCUCAAAAUUGCCAGAGAACUCGUCCUACGGAUACAAACCUUGAUUGAGAACAAAUAGCAGUAACCCACCAAUCCUGUUGUGAUCCCACCCCCCACCUGUUUCCCAACAGACACCCCCUUCUCCUCCUCCUCCUCUUCCUCCCCCUCUGGCCUCCUCCUCCUCCUCUCCUCAAUGUUAUAUUGGAUACUCAUAUUUCAUUCUUGACCCCUUUUUUUUCCCCUCCUUGUAACCCAUUUUUUUCCUUUUCUUUUCUACUGACCCCUGCCUCUUAAUCCACCUUUCUUGCUGUGAUGUCAAACUUGUCCCCUAAAUUCUAUUUCGUUUUUCCCUUCCCUCAUAUCUAUAUACACACUCAUACACAUGCAUAUAUAAAUAUGUGUGUGUGUGUGUGUAUGUAUAUAUAUAUAUAUAUAUAUAUAUAUGUAUGUAUGUAUAUUCUAAUUCCAGU
Octopus sinensis (East Asian common octopus) is the source of this 4233-nucleotide messenger RNA. Its product is annotated as small G protein signaling modulator 1-like. Lineage: Eukaryota; Metazoa; Mollusca; Cephalopoda; Octopoda; Octopodidae. Gene Ontology annotation, biological process: activation of GTPase activity. Bases 702 to 3842 code for a protein of 1046 amino acids. The record is from RefSeq and is a predicted model, not a curated record. Gene Ontology annotation, molecular function: GTPase activator activity. The transcript has 26 exons.